AUGCAAGAAAUACCAAUUGAGACAUUCAAUGCUGACGAGGAAAAACGGCUUAUUCGAAGGAUUGACUGGCAUCUGAUGCCACUCUUGACCAUCACGUAUGGACUGCAAUUUAUGGAUAAAAUGUGUUUGGCGUGGAGUGCUAUCCUAGGCAUGAAAGAGGACUUAAAUCUGGUCGGACAAGAAUACAGCUGGUCUUCGUCUAUCUUCUACGUAGGCUUCCUCGCUGCUUCGUAUCCCAUAUCCCUUGGGUUCGUCAAGUUUCCACUAGGCAGAUAUCUCAGUCUUCUCGUUCUCGCCUGGGGCAUCAUCCUCACCCUCCACGCCCUUACCCCCAACUACCCCAGCCUCAUGAUCCUGCGCACUCUGCUCGGUGUCUUCGAAAGCGCAAUCACCCCCGGCUUCUCCCUCAUCACCGGCAUGUGGUAUACCCCUACUGAACACGUCUCGCGCCACACAAUCUGGUUCGCAGGAAACGCGUCCUCAUCCAUCAUCGGCUCGCUCAUCACCUACGCCAUCAUGCAUUACACUGGCAGUUUCCCGAAAUGGAAACUCAUGUUUCUCAUCUUCGGGCUGGUCACGGUUGUCUGGGCUGGUGUGUUGUGGUUCUUCUUACCGGAUGGUCCGAUGGAGGCGAGGUUUUUGAGCAGGACAGAGAGGGAAUAUGUGGCGUUGAGGCCGAAGAUGUUUCAGCGGACGACGCAGACGAAGACCUGGGAGGGGAGGCAGGUUGUCGAGGCGGUUGGGGAUGUCAAGGUGUGGUGGUUUUGUGUGUUUGUGUUUGUGAUUUGUGUUCCGAAUGGGGGGAUUGGAGCGUUCUCAACGCUUAUCAUCAACAGUAUGGGCUACGACAAAUACCAAACCAUCCUAAUGGCCAUUCCCGGACAGGCAUUCAUCCUCACCAUGCUGCUCGUAUCUACCCUCCUCACAUCGACAAUCCGCAAAGCCCGUCUCGUCUGCAUCAUCCUCUGCUUCGUCCUCGCACUCACAGGAAUCCUCAUGAUAAAGCUCGUCCCGGAGACCCAGAAACUCACUCGUCUCGCUGGCUUCUGGCUAGUCCAGUGUCUUGCGCCUUCGAUGCCGCUUCUCCUAGCACUGGUAGCUGGCAAUAUAGCCGGUUUUACGAAAAAGUCAACCACUAUGGCGAUGGUUUUCGUCGCGUAUUGCGUGGGGAAUAUUGUUGGGCCGCAGUUCUUUAAAGAGAGCGAGGCGCCGAGUUAUCAUACGGCGUAUACGACAAUCAUGAUCUGUUUCGCCGUCACGAUAGCCAUGGCGGCUAUCUUCCGGGUCUAUCUACAAUGGGAGAAUCACCGUCGAGACAAGACUCAGGGCGUAUCCAUCGACCCCGAAGCAAGUCGGGCCGUGCGCCUCGGCGUGGACGACCGAAUCCUCGCCGUCGACGAGACAGACGGACGCAAUAAAAGCUUCCGAUACGUAGUAUAA
Aspergillus wentii DTO 134E9 is the source of this 1440-nucleotide messenger RNA. RefSeq lists its product as uncharacterized. The transcript is spliced from 6 exons. The coding region runs from base 1 to 1440 and encodes 479 amino acids. Gene Ontology annotation, cellular component: plasma membrane. Gene Ontology annotation, biological process: tripeptide transport; allantoate transport; transmembrane transport. Gene Ontology annotation, molecular function: dipeptide transmembrane transporter activity; allantoate transmembrane transporter activity. The record is from RefSeq and is a predicted model, not a curated record. Lineage: Eukaryota; Fungi; Ascomycota; Eurotiomycetes; Eurotiales; Aspergillaceae.